GGGUGCGGUUCCCGACGGCGCGCGUACGGAUGGAAGGCUCAGGUCCUCGCCUGCCUGACCCUGCUCAGGAGGCUGGGAAGACCUCUUGAAAUUCUCAUGUCUGCUAAACUCCUAAGCUGAAAAAAGGAACAUUUUACACAACUGAAACCUGUUAAGCAUCGGUUUUUAGUAAAAAAAUCAUUGAUCUGGAGCCCGGACCUACCUCUUUACUUACCUGGUUUUGCUCAAUACGUCUGAUCCACCUGGACCUUAGUUGACACAUCUAUAAAAAGGAGCUAAGGACUCUGUCUAUUUGAAGAUGAGGUGGAGGACCCUGUUACUCCAGGUUACGUCUCUGCUUGUUGCCUUGGAAGCUGUGCCUAUAGACAUAGACAAGACGAAAGUGGGAAACCCUGAGCCUGUGGAAAGUGCAAAAAUAGACCCACCAGACACAGGCCUCUAUUAUAACGAGUAUCUCAGGCAAGUGAUUGAUGUGCUGGAAACAGAUAACCAUUUCAGAGAAAAGCUCCAGAAAGCAGACAUAGAAGAAAUAAAGAGUGGGAAGCUAAGCAAAGAGCUUGACUUAGUAAGUCACCAUGUGAGGACAAAACUUGAUGAACUGAAAAGGCAAGAAAUAUCAAGGUUAAGGAUGCUGAUUAAAGCUAAAUCUGAUUCCCUUCAAGAUAUGGGUGUAGACCAUCAGGUUCUUCUAAAACAAUUUGAUCAUCUAAACCACAAGAAUCCUGAAAAGUUUGAAUCCACAGAUUUGGAUAUGCUAAUCAUAUCGGCUACAAAUGAUCUGGAGAACUAUGACAAGACCAGACAUGAAGAGUUUAAAAAAUAUGAAAUGAUGAAAGAACAUGAAAGGAGGGAGUACCUGAAAACACUGGAUGAAGAUAAGAGAAAAGCAGAAGAAUUAAAAUAUGAGGAAAUGAAGAAAAAGCAUGAAAACCACCCCAAAGUUAACCAUCCAGGAAGCAAAGAUCAACUUAAAGAGGUAUGGGAAGAGGCUGAUGGAUUGGAUCCUAAUGACUUUGACCCCAAGACAUUUUUCAUAUUACAUGAUCUCAAUAGUGAUGGCUACCUCGAUGAACAAGAAUUAGAAGCCCUGUUUACUAAAGAGUUAGAGAAAGUUUAUGAUCCCAGAAAUGAAGAAGAUGAUAUGGUUGAAAUGGAGGAAGAAAGGCUUAGGAUGAGGGAACAUGUAGUGAAUGAGGUUGAUACUAACAAAGACCGACUGGUGAGUCUAGAAGAGUUUAUAAAAGCUACAGAGAAAAAGGAAUUCGUGGAGCCAGAUAGCUGGGAGACUUUGGAUCACCAGCAGUUUUUUACAGAAGAAGAACUGCAAGAAUAUGAAACUCUUCUCUCCUUACAAGAAAAACAACUAAAGAAAAAGGCAGAGGAUCUUCAGAAACAAAAAGAAGAAUUACAGCGUCAGCAGGAUCAACUUGAAGCUCAGAAAAAGGAAUAUCAUCAGAUCAUGAAGCAGAUGAAACAGAAAAAAUCACAAGAAGCUCCUCCAUCAGGGCCAGGAGGAGAAUUAAAGUUCCAUCCACAAACAUAGAGUUUGAAGCCCACCAGAACUUGAAGAAAACAGUCAAGUGAAUAUCCACUUCAUUUCCUUACCUUGCUUCUCUUUUUCUCUGCUCAGUAAAUCUUUUAAAGCAUAUAUAAAUAAAGGAAGCUACGUUUGAAGUGAAUCACCUCCUUCUGUAUGGAUUGAAGAACGAAGCAGGAAGAAAGCACAUUUGGGACCUGCCUUCCUCUGUGUCCUUUGGUUAUUUAAGCUGCCUCACACCAGUACCUGAUGAAACCUCUCAGCACUAUUUAAGUGAGAAAGCACUGUGUAUUGCUUACAAAUAAAGAAAUCACCCUCACUUUCUCAUAA
Molecule: messenger RNA, 1867 nt
Organism: Erinaceus europaeus (western European hedgehog)
Lineage: Eukaryota; Metazoa; Chordata; Mammalia; Eulipotyphla; Erinaceidae
Gene: NUCB2
Product: nucleobindin 2
Exons: 15
Coding region: 299-1543 (414 amino acids)
Cellular component (GO): endoplasmic reticulum-Golgi intermediate compartment; extracellular exosome
Molecular function (GO): calcium ion binding
Source: RefSeq, a predicted model, not a curated record